Pestalotiopsis fici W106-1 is the source of this 486-nucleotide messenger RNA. RefSeq lists its product as uncharacterized. The coding region runs from base 1 to 486 and encodes 161 amino acids. The record is from RefSeq and is a predicted model, not a curated record. Gene Ontology annotation, molecular function: carbon-sulfur lyase activity. The transcript is spliced from 2 exons. Lineage: Eukaryota; Fungi; Ascomycota; Sordariomycetes; Amphisphaeriales; Sporocadaceae.
AUGUCUUCCUCAGAGGAUAGCAAGCCAAGCGAGACGUACCAAUGCGGCUGCCACUGCGGCUACAUCAAGUUCAGCAUGACCAUCUCCCCGCCGCUCACGGGGCAGCCCGCCGCCGCCGACGGCAGCACCGGCAACUACAAGGUGACCGAGUGCAACUGCUCGGCCUGCGCGCGCUUUGGCUACCUGCUCGUGUACCCGCCCGCGACGGCCGUGACCUGGUCACCGGGACACCGGGAGCGGUGCGCCGAGUACGAGUUCAACACCAAGAGCAAGGACCAGUUGUUCUGUCCCAAAUGUGGUGCGAGCCUGGGCAUUGAUUUCCGCGCGGGACGAGAACCUCAUACCUAUGGUAUUAGUGCACGGACUAUUUAUGGCAUCAAUCUGGACGACCUCACUCUGAAAAAGUUGGACGGCAUAAAAAAGAUAUCUCCAGCUGGUGAUCUCUCGGGUAAUUGGUGGGAUGAGGAAAAACAAGAAAUGAAGUAG